UUGGAUUAUCCAAUCUCGGAAACUUAUGACGGCCCACUCGAAAAUACCACAAAAGCUUCGAAUAUUGAAGAUAUCCCACUGGCUCACCAAAUUUCAAAUUAUCCAACUGAAUUUGAGUAUGAAAAAUUGCCAGAACAAACAAUAUCGAUUCAACAAGAAGAAGAAAAGAGAGAUGAACCAAGCUUGAAAUCUAAAAUUACUGGAUUGUUCAAAAAGUCGCCAUCACAUUUGGAUUAUCCAAUCUCGGAAACUUAUGACGGCCCACUCGAAAAUACCACAAAAGCUUCGAAUAUUGAAGAUAUCCCACUGGCUCACCAAAUUUCAAAUUAUCCAACUGAAUUUGAGUAUGAAAAAUUGCCAGAACAAACAAUAUCGAUUCAACAAGAAGAAGAAAAGAGAGAUGAACCAAGCUUGAAAUCUAAAAUUACUGGAUUGUUCAAAAAGUCGCCAUCACAUUUGGAUUAUCCAAUCUCGGAAACUUAUGACGGCCCACUCGAAAAUACCACAAAAGCUUCGAAUAUUGAAGAUAUCCCACUGGCUCACCAAAUUUCAAAUUAUCCAACUGAAUUUGAGUAUGAAAAAUUGCCAGAGCAAACAAUUUCGAUUCAACCAGAAGAAGAAAAGAGAGAUGAACCAAGCUUGAAAUCUAAAAUUACUGGAUUGUUCAAAAAGUCGCCAUCACAUUUGGAUUAUCCAAUCUCGGAAACUUAUGACGGCCCACUCGAAAAUACCACAAAAGCUUCGAAUAUUGAAGAUAUCCCACUGGCUCACCAAAUUUCAAAUUAUCCAACUGAAUUUGAGUAUGAAAAAUUGCCAGAACAAACAAUAUCGAUUCAACAAGAAGAAGAAAAGAAAGAGGAGCCAAGCUUGAAAUCUAAAAUUACUGGAUUGUUCAAAAAGUCGCCAUCACAUUUGGAUUAUCCAAUCUCGGAAACUUAUGACGGCCCACUCGAAAAUACCACAAAAGCUUCGAAUAUUGAAGGCAUCCCACUGGCUCACCAAAUUUCAAAUUAUCCAACUGAAUUUGAGUAUGAAAAAUUGCCAGAGCAAACAAUAUCGAUUCAACAAGAAGAAGAAAAGAGAGAGGAACCAAGCUUGAAAUCUAAAAUUACUGGCCUCUUCAAAAAGUCGCCAUCACAUUUGGAUUAUCCAAUCUCGGAAACUUAUGACGGCCCACUCGAAAAUACCACAAAAGCUUCGAAUAUUGAAGACAUCCCACUGGCUCAUCAAAUUUCAAAUUAUCCAACUGAAUUUGAGUAUGAAAAAUUGCCAGAACAAACAAUAUCGAUUCAACAAGAAGAAGAAAAGAGAGAUGAACCAAGCUUGAAAUCUAAAAUUACUGGAUUGUUCAAAAAGUCGCCAUCACAUUUGGAUUAUCCAAUCUCGGAAACUUAUGACGGCCCACUCGAAAAUACCACAAAAGCUUCGAAUAUUGAAGAUAUCCCACUGGCUCAUCAAAUUUCAAAUUAUCCAACUGAAUUUGAGUAUGAAAAAUUGCCAGAACAAACAAUAUCGAUUCAACAAGAAGAAGAAAAGAGAGAGGAACCAAGCUUGAAAUCUAAAAUUACUGGCCUCUUCAAAAAGUCGCCAUCACAUUUGGAUUAUCCCAUCUCGGAAACUUAUGACGGCCCACUCGAAAAUACCACAAAAGCUUCGAAUAUUGAAGAUAUCCCACUGGCUCACCAAAUUUCAAAUUAUCCAACUGAAUUUGAGUAUGAAAAAUUGCCAGAACAAACAAUAUCGAUUCAACAAGAAGAAGAAAAGAGAGAUGAACCAAGCUUGAAAUCUAAAAUUACUGGCCUCUUCAAAAAGUCGCCAUCACAUUUGGAUUAUCCAAUCUCGGAAACUUAUGACGGCCCACUCGAAAAUACCACAAAAGCUUCGAAUAUUGAAGAUAUCCCACUGGCUCAUCAAAUUUCAAAUUAUCCAACUGAAUUUGAGUAUGAAAAAUUGCCAGAGCAAACAAUUUCGAUUCAACCAGAAGAAGAAAAGAGAGAUGAACCAAGCUUGAAAUCUAAAAUUACUGGAUUGUUCAAAAAGUCGCCAUCACAUUUGGAUUAUCCAAUCUCGGAAACUUAUGACGGCCCACUCGAAAAUACCACAAAAGCUUCGAAUAUUGAAGAUAUCCCACUGGCUCACCAAAUUUCAAAUUAUCCAACUGAAUUUGAGUAUGAAAAAUUGCCAGAGCAAACAAUUUCGAUUCAACCAGAAGAAGAAAAGAGAGAUGAACCAAGCUUGAAAUCUAAAAUUACUGGAUUGUUCAAAAAGUCGCCAUCACAUUUGGAUUAUCCAAUCUCGGAAACUUAUGACGGCCCACUCGAAAAUACCACAAAAGCUUCGAAUAUUGAAGACAUCCCACUGGCUCACCAAAUUUCAAAUUAUCCAACUGAAUUUGAGUAUGAAAAAUUGCCAGAGCAAACAAUUUCGAUUCAACCAGAAGAAGAAAAGAAAGAGGAGCCAAGCUUGAAAUCUAAAAUUACUGGCCUCUUCAAAAAGUCGCCAUCACAUUUGGAUUAUCCAAUCUCGGAAACUUAUGACGGCCCACUCGAAAAUACCACAAAAGCUUCGAAUAUUGAAGACAUCCCACUGGCUCACCAAAUUUCAAAUUAUCCAACUGAAUUUGAGUAUGAAAAAUUGCCAGAGCAAACAAUUUCGAUUCAACCAGAAGAAGAAAAGAAAGAGGAGCCAAGCUUGAAAUCUAAAAUUACUGGCCUCUUCAAAAAGUCGCCAUCACAUUUGGAUUAUCCAAUCUCGGAAACUUAUGACGGCCCACUCGAAAAUACCACAAAAGCUUCGAAUAUUGAAGACAUCCCACUGGCUCACCAAAUUUCAAAUUAUCCAACUGAAUUUGAGUAUGAAAAAUUGCCAGAACAAACAAUAUCGAUUCAACAAGAAGAAGAAAAGAGAGAUGAACCAAGCUUGAAAUCUAAAAUUACUGGAUUGUUCAAAAAGUCGCCAUCACAUUUGGAUUAUCCAAUCUCGGAAACUUAUGACGGCCCACUCGAAAAUACCACAAAAGCUUCGAAUAUUGAAGAUAUCCCAUUGGCUCAUCAAAUUUCAAAUUAUCCAACUGAAUUUGAGUAUGAAAAAUUGCCAGAACAAACAAUAUCGAUUCAACAAGAAGAAGAAAAAGAGAGAUGA
This is a messenger RNA of Caenorhabditis angaria, 3141 nucleotides long. The record is from the annotation of a GenBank genome assembly. NCBI's taxonomy places the organism in Eukaryota, Metazoa, Nematoda, Chromadorea, Rhabditida, Rhabditidae.